Messenger RNA from Lacerta agilis (Sand lizard), 1214 nucleotides. RefSeq names its product ankyrin repeat domain-containing protein 6-like. The transcript is spliced from 7 exons. The record is from RefSeq and is a predicted model, not a curated record. Lineage: Eukaryota; Metazoa; Chordata; Lepidosauria; Squamata; Lacertidae. The coding region runs from base 417 to 1214 and encodes 265 amino acids. Gene Ontology annotation, molecular function: protein binding.
GGAUGGUGAAGGAAGAAGCCUCCCCCGCCCCACGCCGGAGAGCAAAGUUACCUGCGGCGUGAAUUGGAGCAGGAUUUCGUAGUAACUUUGCAAACCCUUUUAACGAGGGAGGAGCAAGGGAGGACCAAGCCUAGAGCUCCUACGAGGGGCAGCUGGAGCGGCAGAGAUUCCCCCUCCUCCCCGCUUCCUACAAGCCCAUCGUUUUGCACGGUUUGUUCGUCCGCCGAGCUGGGAUGUGCGUAGCAGGGCGCCCUGGGAGAGAAGAGAAAAGAUGCAGAAGAUGGCAUAGCAACGGAUCCAAUCUUCCACCAAACUGGGGUCCCUCUGUGCACUGCAGUUGGACUGAUGUGAAGCUUUUGUUUUGGACUGGAGGAGCUUGCCCACAGCUUGUCCUGAAAUCCAUUCUCUCCUAAUUCAUGAGCCAGCAGGAUGUGGUCGCCGUGCUUUCAGAACGCCUUCUCAUAGCUGCAUACAAAGGGCAACUGGAUAAUGUUGUGCAGCUUAUCAACAAGGGUGCCAAGGUAGCCGUUACCAAGCAUGGGAGGACACCUCUCCAUCUUGCGGCUUAUAAGGGUCAUCUCCGCGUUGCCCAGAUUUUGCUCAAAGCAGGCUGCGAUGUGGAUCUUCAGGAUGAUCCUGUGGAGACCAGCUCUGUAGAGUAUGAAACCCCAAGAAGUAACUCUUUCCUUCUCCCUGCUAAUCCUGCAAGCCCUUAUUGGAAUCCUGAUGCCAUCUCUGAUUGGUCAAUGAGUGUUCAUACAGCACAUACCUCAGAAAUAGUCAAGGGAAAAGUGGCCCUGGUUACAGAAGUCAAGGAAGAAAAAGAUAAGAAAAAACAGAGGAGAAAGGCUAGAAAAGAUCCUAGAAGAUUGCAAAGAGAGAAGGAGGGUGACCAGACAGCUUUGCAUCGAGCGACCGUUGUAGGGAACACAGAUGUAAUAGCAGCUCUUAUCCACGAAGGCUGCGCUUUGGACAGACAAGACAAGGAUGGGAACACAGCUCUCCAUGAAGCCUCUUGGCAUGGAUUCAGCCAGUCUGCCAAACUGCUUGUUAAAGCAGGGGCAAACGUUCUUGCCAGAAACAAGGCAGGUAACACACCACUACACCUGGCCUGCCAAAACAGUCAUUCCGAAAGUGUUCGGGUCCUGCUGCUUGGAGGCUCUCGGGCUGAUAUAAAAAAUAAUGUGAGUGUUACCAAAAAUGUAUAUCUGUAG